Messenger RNA from Periophthalmus magnuspinnatus, 610 nucleotides. It is a transcript of the gene cks2, whose product is annotated as CDC28 protein kinase regulatory subunit 2. Lineage: Eukaryota; Metazoa; Chordata; Actinopteri; Gobiiformes; Gobiidae. The record is from RefSeq and is a predicted model, not a curated record. Gene Ontology annotation, molecular function: protein kinase binding; histone binding; cyclin-dependent protein serine/threonine kinase activator activity. Bases 33 to 272 code for a protein of 79 amino acids. Gene Ontology annotation, biological process: regulation of mitotic cell cycle. The transcript has 3 exons. Gene Ontology annotation, cellular component: cyclin-dependent protein kinase holoenzyme complex; SCF ubiquitin ligase complex.
AUAAUUAACCUGGACUUUAUUGUCGACAAAAUAUGUCGAAAAAGCAAAUAUAUUAUUCUGAUAAAUAUACCGACGACGACUUUGAGUACAGGCAUGUGGUACUUCCAAAGCAGCUGGCGAAACUGGUGCCCACAUCCCAUCUGAUGACAGAAGAGGAAUGGAGGGGACUCGGAGUACAGCAGAGCCAGGGCUGGAUGCACUAUAUGGUACACAAACCAGAGCCACACAUACUGCUUUUUAGAAGACCCCUCCCAAAGGAUUUAAAGGAAUGAAGUUCUUGUAUUUCACACCCACUAUGUCCUGGAUUGUCAUCGUCUUUGGACAGUGUACGCACUACAAAUAGUCUAUAUCUUAUGUCCUAAUUUAUAUUUUUCUCAGUCCUCUAGUUUAUUUUCCUUUCAGUCACCUCAAUUUUUAUGAGGUAAUGUCGAACUUUUAUUUACUGUUAUUCCACUGUCUAACUGACUGCAGUUAACAUGUGAGUUGCUUUUUAACAAUGCAAUCAUUUUGUUGUUAACAAAAUGGUUUAAGAGCAUUGUUUUGUUUUUUCUCAACCCCAAUAUUUUUCAAGUAUGUUUUAAUGUUUUUGUUAAUAUUUCUGUAUAUGUAC